GCUGCCCUGCUGGAGAGAGGCAGAAGCAUCAUCAAGCAAGAAGCAGAGCUAGCUAGCGAAGCAAGGUGCAAGCAGAGCCCAGAGCAGAGAGAGAGCCAGCGAGCAGCCGCGGCGUUCCCGUGCGAAGAAUCUCCGGCACGCCGGCGACGGAGGCCGAUCAGGCAGGCAAGAUGGGGCACCAAGAAGCCGCCAAGGAGGUGAUCCCGCUGAUGACGCCGUACAAGAUGGGCCAGUUCCAUCUCUCCCACCGGGUGGUGCUCGCGCCGCUCACGCGCUGCCGCUCCUACGGCAACGUGCCGCAGCCGCACGCCGCCGUCUACUACUCGCAGCGCGCCACCAGGGGCGGCCUCCUCAUCGCCGAGGCCACGGGCGUGUCCGCCACCGCGCAGGGGUACCCGGAGACCCCCGGCAUCUGGACGCCGGAGCAGGUCGAGGCCUGGAAGCCCAUCGUCGACGCCGUCCACCGCAAGGGCGGCAUCUUCUUCUGCCAGAUCUGGCACGUCGGCAGAGUCUCCACCAACGAGCUCCAGCCUGACGGGCAGGCGCCCAUCUCGAGCACGGACAAGCAGAUUUCCUACGGCAACGUGCCGCAGCCGCACGCCGCCCUGUACUACUCGAAGCCGCGCCGGCUGGGGACCGAGGAGAUCCGGGGGGUCGUCGACGACUUCCGGCGCGCCGCGCGGAACGCCAUCGAGGCCGGCUUCGACGGCGUGGAGAUUCACGGCGCGCACGGGUACCUCCUCGAGCAGUUCAUGAAGGACAGUGCCAACGACCGCGCCGACGAGUACGGCGGGAGCCUCGAGAACCGGUGCCGCUUCGCCGUGGAGGUCAUCGACGCCGUCGUCGGCGAGGUGGGCGCGCACCGCGUCGGCAUCAGGCUGUCGCCCUCCGCGGACUACAUGGACUGCGUGGAUUCCGACCCGGUGGCGCUGGGGCACUACAUGGUUCAGCAGCUCAACAGGCACGAGGGCUUCCUCUACUGCCACAUGGUAGAGCCUCGGAUGGCCAUCGUCGACGGCCGCAGGCAGAUCCCUCACAGGCUCUUGCCGUUCCGGAAGGCGUUCAAUGGCACGUUCAUAGCAGCCGGCGGGUAUGAUCGGGAGGAAAGCAACAAGGUUGUGGAGGAAGGCUACACCGAUCUCGUUGCUUACGGGAGGCUCUUCUUGGCUAACCCGGACCUUCCCAGGAGGUUCGAGCUGAAUGCGUCAUUGAACAAAUAUGACCGCUCCACCUUCUAUACGCAAGACCCAGUUAUUGGCUACACGGAUUACCCUUUUCUUGAUGAAGAUCACAACAGCAGCAAGUUAAGUACUCAGAAGCUUAACAUGUAAUAGUUCAUGGAGCGAUCAAAACUGAUAAGGUGCAUGAUUCAUGCAACAUGAUUUCAUCAAUGGUCUCCAUCAUUCUUCAUUGAUUUUUGUGGGCAUGUGUUAGGGACAGUACAUCUAUCAUCUGUGUUUGUUUCAUUCUGUACUUGUGUGAGAUGAAUCUCCUCAAAUUAUUAAGAAAAUUUCAAUCCAAGCACAAUCACGUUGGUCAUCAAUUUGAGCAGGAUUCUGAAUGGCUAGAUAAUUAAAUUCAGUAGGGGCCUUGCCGCUUUUGUU
Molecule: messenger RNA, 1604 nt
Organism: Panicum virgatum (switchgrass)
Lineage: Eukaryota; Viridiplantae; Streptophyta; Magnoliopsida; Poales; Poaceae
Product: 12-oxophytodienoate reductase 1-like
Exons: 2
Coding region: 171-1331 (386 amino acids)
Molecular function (GO): oxidoreductase activity; FMN binding
Source: RefSeq, a predicted model, not a curated record